Ectocarpus sp. CCAP 1310/34 is the source of this 1170-nucleotide messenger RNA. The record is from the annotation of a GenBank genome assembly. NCBI's taxonomy places the organism in Eukaryota, Phaeophyceae, Ectocarpales, Ectocarpaceae.
UGGGGUUGUAGGCAUGAACAGGCACUGAAGGCGAAAAAGUGCUCCGGAGGCGGCGCCGGCGCCCGCACCUGCAUCGACAGACCCCACGCCGAGCAUCAACACUUCCGGCAACACCCUCGGCGUCGGCAGCAGCGGCUGCCGUGACACGAAUAGCGUCAGUAACAACAACGGCGAGGGCAUCCCCAACACCAACGACACCGGCAGCCACGGCGGCAGCAAUCACAACUACGGCGAGAGCACCACCGAUACCGGCGGAGGCGUCGAUCGUUCUGCUGGGAGGUUCGACGGAGGAGCCUCCUCCUCCUCCCUGUCUCGGACGACCUCUGGCGGUGGCGGGCCCUCCCCGACCCCCCUCCGCACGGCAAGGCUGAGGACGGCGCACACGCCCCGUCCUGUCGUAGACGUAGCCUCCUCGCCGGUGCCGGCGGCGCCGGCAAUGCCACCUGCGAAAGAACGCCUCCGUUCGCAGUCGCGGGUGCGGCAUCAGCGGCGGCGGCACCGAACGAGGAAGUUUAUUCGCUGUUGUCCGAACAAGCCGCGCUGAAGCUAUCGGCGGGUGGUGGGCCGGCAGUCAUGUCGACGUCGUUUCCGAUCGAGCCCGCAAGAGUGCCAUCUCCCUGGGAGGAAAGGAGGCCCGCUCCUCCCGACGGCGACGGCGGUGGCGACGGCGGCAGAGGCGAAGAGCGGGGGCGGAACGGCUCGCCCGUGCGGGGGAGGAAGGAGGAGCAGGCGGGCGCCGCGGCAGCCGUAACGCCUCGCUGCAGGCUGUUUUUGCGGCUGGGUGGCGGGGCAACCAACGUCUCCGUUGCCGCCGCUGCCGCCGCCGCCGCGUUCUGAGCCGGACACCACAACCGAGCGGCAGAAGAAGCACUCGAAGGCGGCGAUGGCCGGGGCCGGGGAAGAAGAACGCUUGAGCAGCUCUCGGUGAGCGGCUCCGCGAUCCGCGGCGGGGAGAGCGUGCCUCCGGCCGCCUGGCUCUUCGCGGGAGGAUAAGCGGGCGGUCCUCGGCGCCGACUCUGGCAACGGCGGCGGUGGCGGCGCCAACGUUCUUGAUGUGGACAAUGGUGAUCUUUCGGGCGGAUUGCGAGACUACACCGCCGUGGGCUUGGAGAUGAGCACUGUUGGCGGGGCGGGAGGUUCCACCGCGUUGAAAAGCAGCAGCAGCAGCAG